AUGUCGCUCCAGGAAAAAUACCAGGCCAGGGAGACCGUCACCGAUGUCGAGAAGAACACUCCCCAGGCGCAAAAGCCAAAGAAAAAGUUCAGAUGGAGAAUCGAGGACAACGACUCGCCUCCACAAAUCUACAACUGGGUGCUUUACAUGACCGUGUUCGUGUUUGGUAUCUUCGGUGCCGCCAGAGGUCUUGACGAGGGUAACAUUUCGGGAAAUCUUGCCCAAACGUCGUUUAAGCACCAGUUUGGUUUGGCCGACAAGACCAAGACCAAGCAACAGCUUGCCAAUUUGAAAUCCAACAUCGCCUCCAUGGUGCAGCUCGGCGCCAUUGGUGGUGCCAUGCUUGCCAUGUACACCGUCGACAAAUUCGGACGUAUCAACGCUUUGCGUGGUGUGUGUGUGUUGUGGAUGGUUGCUGUAGCCAUUCAAAUUUCUGCUAGUCACGUUGGUCAGCUUUACGCUGGUCGUCUUUUGGAGGGUUUGGCCGUGGGUCAAACCACCACCAUUGGUCCUACUUACUUGUCUGAGGUUGCUCCUAAACAAAUCAGAGGUAUGUGCUCUUGUAUUUUCGCCGGUGCCGUGUAUUUCGGAAUCUCCAUUUCUUACUUUGCCAAUUACGGUACUGCCUUGCACAUCUCAAACACCUCCAGAGCUCAGUGGGCCAUUCCUUUGUCCAUGAAGCUUGUCAUGGCUGCUUUGAUUCUUGUCUUGUCAUUCUUCUUCUGUGUCGAGUCUCCUAGAUGGCUCUUGAUGGUCAACAGACCAGACGAUGCCGUUGCAGCUUUGUCCAAGAUCAGAAAGCUUCCCUCCGACCACCCUUACGUUGUUGGUGAAAUCUCUGAUAUCAACGAAGGUCUUUUGGCUGAGAAGGAGGCAGUUGCAGGCAACAGCAUGUUCCACAUUAUCAAGGAGUUCUUGGGUUUGAAAUCCAACUUGUACAGAUUCUUCGUUGUCGCUGCUGCUGCCCAAAUUUUGGGUCAAUGGUCCGGUGCUAACGCCAUUACCAUUUACGCUCCUGAAUUGUUCGGUAUUGUUGGUAUCAAGGGUGUUGAGACUUUGAAAAUGACAGCUAUCUUGGGUUUGGUCAAGUUGAUCUCGGCCUAUCUCGGUGCUUUCUUCAUUAUCGAUUUCUUGGGUAGAAGACUUGCCUUGUACUGUGGUAUCACUUUGCAAUUGAUUUGUGCUCUUUACUUUGCCAUUUUCAUGACCAUUGUUCCACAGGCCGCAAAUACGUUUUCCUUGUCCGGUUCCCAAAAACGGGCUUCUCAAGGUGCUUUGGCUGCAUUGUUCUUGUCUGGUACUGGUUGGACCAUUGGUUUCAACUCUGUUCAAUAUCUUUUGGGUUCUGAGAUUUUCCCAUUGAACAUCCGUUCUUUUGCACAAUCUACCGUCAUGGUUUUGCACUUUGCUAACCAGUUCGGUAACUCCAAGGCUCUUCCACUGAUGAUGCUUGCCUUGAAGGCCAAUGGUGCCUUCUUCUUCUUCUCUGGUGUUCUUGCGGUCUCCCUCUUCUGGGCAUGGUUCUUCGUUCCAGAGGUUGCCGGUCGUUCCUUGGAAUCUAUGGAGGAAAUCUUCAACUUGCCAUGGUACCUUAUUGGUAGAAAGGGUCCUGAGCUCUGCCCUGACCACUCUGAAAUCAACAAGAUCCACUACAACUCUUCCGGUGAGAUGUCAUACGACAUCAUUGAGAAGCCAGAGGCUGAUCAUGCCAGUUUUGUUGAAAACGCUGAGGAUGACAAGGAGGAGAAAUUGAUGAAAUGA
Molecule: messenger RNA, 1761 nt
Organism: Australozyma saopauloensis
Lineage: Eukaryota; Fungi; Ascomycota; Pichiomycetes; Serinales; Metschnikowiaceae
Gene: HGT17
Product: Hgt17p
Exons: 1
Coding region: 1-1761 (586 amino acids)
Biological process (GO): transmembrane transport; carbohydrate transport
Cellular component (GO): membrane
Molecular function (GO): carbohydrate:proton symporter activity
Source: RefSeq, a predicted model, not a curated record